Messenger RNA from Drosophila sechellia, 3207 nucleotides. RefSeq names its product tropomyosin-2. The transcript is spliced from 9 exons. Lineage: Eukaryota; Metazoa; Arthropoda; Insecta; Diptera; Drosophilidae. The record is from RefSeq and is a predicted model, not a curated record. The coding region runs from base 292 to 3132 and encodes 946 amino acids.
AAAAAUCACUACUUUCAUUUAAAGCGAUUUUAAGUGAAAUUCUAGUGAUUUGUAUAAUUACAUAAAAAGUGUUGCGGAAAUUGACUCUCUCUAUCUCUCUCUGCAAAUUUUCACGCGCCGAUGAAAAUUCGCAAAAGAUCUGUAUUAAAUCAUCAAUAAAAAUAGCGAAACUAAGGGUGCAAUGAGUCCAGCUGUUUGAAAUCCACAACAUAAAAGCAAAAAACACAACUAUAAAACAACACGCACCAAAUCACACGGAAACAACAACAAUAGGCAUUGCUCAUAAUUAAUAUGUACGAGAAAACAUUAAACAUAGGAACUGCGAAAGUUAAUAAUGCAUAUGAAUGGCAAAAAGUGAGAUACAACAACAAACCCCAACCGACAACAACAACAGCAGCUGCAGUUAAACCUAAACCACAACAACAAGCUCAAAAGCAGAAAAAUGCAACAAAAGCCGCGCCAGCAACAACUACAGCUGCAACAACAACAGCAACAGUGCCACCGUUAGCCGGCAACAGCGUUACCGUUAAGCAAGGCCCCAAAAUCAAAUUCGUUGGCAACGCGGCGCGCCGCCAAUCGUUGGCCCAUCAAAUCAAGCGAGCACAUCGGCAUUUACUGACCAGCGGCGGUCAGGAUAAGCAGCCGCAGCAAAAGCAAAAAACACAAGUGCAGCCGCAGUCGGGCAAAACAGUUGCCAAACCGAAACAGAGGCAGCAGAAACAAUUGUUCAAAAGUGAUAAGGCGAAGGAGAAGUUCAGCAGGCAGCAGAGAAAGCGAGGCGGCACCAGGAGCACUCGCAAUCCGAGGACGCAAUCGGAAUCUUCGGGCCUGUCAUCCCGCUGGAUUUCCAUCGAAGAGCAGUUGAACCUGCUGGACGACCUGCUCUACUACUGCGAUGAGGAGGCCGAACUGUAUCUAGCCCAGCUGUACGAAAGGUUCGAGACACUCCGGCGUAGCAGGAGUUCCUCGCCAGUGAGCGAUUUCUGGAGCGAUUCCGACAUGGAGCACGAUGACUCCAGCACCAGUGGCACUGGCAGCCAUACAGCCAGCAAUACCAGUCUAGUUCCCGCCUCGCUAAAGCGUCGUGGCCACCAGCAUCAUCCGCGAUUCUCGGGCACUCGCCGUCCCAAUGUGCCCAAUGUCCAGGAGAUUCUGGCCGCACUUUAUCGCGGCGACUCCAAGAGCGCGCUCUCCAAUCUCAGGGGCGAGACGCAACCGGAGGAGGAGCAACCACAGCAGCAGCCGGAGGAGAUGCUGCCACCCAGCAGAAGCACUUUAAGCCUGCCCCUCAGUGAAUCGGUGACCAAUUCUCUGGGCAGCAACAGUCCCACGCCCACAGACGAAAGCAGCGUGCAGGAUGAGGGGGCCAGUAAUCCGGCAGCAGCUUCAAUAGCUGAGGAUGCAGCCCCACCAGCAGCCACAACCACCUCCAAGAGCAAGAAAAAGAAGCGGGAGAAGUGUGAAAGGUCAGAGAAGUCGGACAAAACUGAGAAAUCCGACCGGAAGAAGAAAUCCUCGAGCAAGAAGGAACGCAGCAAACGCUCCAAUCCCAUGGAGCUAAGCAGCGACAGCCUGGUCACCGAUCUCAGUGCCGGGGCCAUCGAUGAGGGCAUCGCACUGGCCGACGACGACGACAACCAAGCGGCGGAGUGGUCCAAGUUGCGAUGCACCAGCGAGGCGGCCGAGAUUGUGGCGGAGCGGGAGGCUCGCCGAAACAAGGGACGCUGUGCGGAUUAUCCGGGACUCGCCUUUGGCAGAUCCAUCUUCAGUUCGGACACCAUGAUGAAGUUCAACAUCAUUCGCAACGAGCUGCACAACAUCAUGAACACACAACUCAAACGGGCCGAAUCCGAGGUUGCCGCUCUGAACCGUCGCAUCCAGUUGCUCGAAGAAGACUUGGAGCGCUCUGAGGAGCGUCUGGGCUCCGCCACAGCCAAGCUGUCGGAAGCCUCUCAGGCCGCCGAUGAGAGCGAACGGAUACGAAAAGCGCUUGAGAAUCGCACAAAUAUGGAAGAUGACAAAGUAGCUCUCUUGGAGAACCAGUUAGCGCAAGCAAAAUUAAUUGCAGAAGAAGCUGAUAAGAAAUACGAAGAGGUGGCCAGAAAACUCGUGCUCAUGGAACAGGAUCUGGAGCGUUCCGAGGAAAAGGUCGAGCUCAGCGAAAGCAAAAUUGUGGAGCUUGAGGAGGAGCUGCGCGUGGUUGGCAACAACCUGAAGUCCCUGGAAGUCUCUGAAGAGAAGGCCACACAAAAAGAGGAGACCUUUGAGACGCAAAUCAAAGUAUUGGAUCAUUCUCUGAAAGAGGCUGAGGCUCGUGCUGAGUUCGCUGAACGCUCCGUUCAGAAGUUGCAGAAGGAAGUCGACAGGCUCGAAGACGAGAUGAUCAAAGAGAUCGAGCACUAUGCCCUCGUCGGCGACCAGCUGGACUGGACCUUCGUGGAGAUGAUGGGCAUGCCACCAUUCUACAACGAGCGCUACCCCAAGCCGCCGACACCGGAGCUCACCGAGGAGGAGAAGGCCGCCCUGGAAGCCGCUGCCAUUGCCGAGGCCGAGGCGAAGGCUAGGGCCGAGGAGCUGGCUGCCCUCGGCGAGGAGGCAGGCGCAGAGGCUGGGGAGGGUGGUGCACCGGCGGAGGGCGCUGCUCCCGGCGAGCCUGGUGCAGCAACUGAGCCCGGCGUCGAGGCACCACCGGCUGAGCCCGAGAGGAUCCCCACGCCGCCACCACCACCACCAUUCGAGUACUCCAUCGAUUUGCCCCCAGAGGGUGCUGAGGUGCCGUACGUCAGGAACGCGGAGCCAGGCGACUUUGCUCCGCCCGCCGAAGCAGCACCAGCUGAAGGAGCGCCACCAGCCGAAGGAGCACCACCAGCGGAAGGAGCCGCACCAGCCGAGGGAGCACCAGCUGCAGAGGGCGCUCCACCGGCAGAAGGAGCACCAGCAGCUGCCCCAGCUGAGGGCGAAGCUGCUCCACCAGCACCGGCUGCCGAAGGGGAUGCCGCCGCCGCACCUCCACCACCACCGCCGGCUGAGGGAGAGGCUGCUCCUGCAGCUGCUCCGGCACCAGCCGAUGGCGAAGCCCCACCAGCACCACCUGCCGAGGCGGCUCCUGCUGCUGAAGCACCUCCUGCUUAGAAACCCCGAACAUGUUUUAUUGCGAUCAGUGAAAAUAGAUGAAAGGAUCUCUAGAAGGAUCUCGGCGUUCAAGAA